UGUACGUCUUCCUCGGGACUUGCAAGGAAGUACCCAUGGGUCCGACGGCCAUCGUGGCACUAAUGACGUACAACACGAUCAACGGACGCGGGCCAGUGUACGGAACGUUGCUGUGUUUCUUGACGGGAGUCAUCCAACUGAUCAUGGGAAUGGUGGGAUUAGGUUUUUUGAUCGAUUUCAUCUCUGGGCCGGUGAACGCGGGAUUCACGUCGGCCGUCGCCAUACUCAUCGUCGUCUCCCAACUGAAAGACAUAUUCGGCAUACGCGCCGUGGGGUCGACACUGCUUGACAUGGUUAUAUCCCUGUCCAAAGACAUCGGUAAUUUUCGAGUGGGCGACAUGGUACUAGGAUCGGUGUGUAUCGUUGUGAUUCUGUUGUUAAGAAUGUUAGCUCUGAUCCACAUGGGCCCUGAAAACGAUUGCGAACGGAAUAAAGUUCAACGAAUCAUCAACCGAACCAUGUGGUUGGUCGGCACUCUUAGAAACUCGAUCGUCAUAAUCGUCACCACGUUCAUUGGAUUCCUUUACGUGAAUUCGUCGGGCCACGACGUGACAUCUAAUGAAAUGCCACCGAUACCAUUUAAGGUGGUAGGUAAAAUCCCGGCGGGUUUGCCGGAUUUCGAUUUCCCGAAGUUCAGCGUCAUGAGAGACAACGGGACCACAGUUGGAUUCUUUGAAAUGGUCUCGGACAUGGGUUCUGGCGUUAUAGUCUUACCGAUAAUAGCGUUGAUCGAAAACCUUUCAAUAUGCAAAACAUUUUCUUUCGGAAAACCCGUUGAUGCUACACAAGAGUUAUUGGCAAUUGGAUUGUGCAAUAUCGGCAAUUCAUUUUUUCACGCGAUCCCAGGUACAGGUUCUUUCUCUAGAAGUGCCGUGAAUGCUGCCAGUGGCGUACGAACACCAAUGGGAGGUUUAUAUUCUGGAAUUUUGGUCAUCGUUGCUUUAUUGUUCUGUACACCUUAUUUUUACUAUAUACCGAAAUCGGCUCUUGCGGCGAUUAUUAUUGCUGCAGUCAUAUUCAUGGUGGAAAUUCGUGUUGUUAAACCAAUUUAUCGAUCAAAAAGAACGUUUUUCGCCUGCCUGUUACUACACAUGGAAAUAGGGAUUCUAAUUGGCGUCGGCCUGAAUUUGAUAUCGAUUUUAUACCACGCGGCGAGACCUAAACUUUCAAUUAGAGUAAACACGACUAGGAACGGUAUCAAUUAUCUGAUGAUGACACCAGACAGAUGCUUGAUAUUUCCAUCAGUUGAUUAUGUGAGAAAUAUUAUCAUUAAGCACAGCUUAAAACAGAAUUUACCGGUUGUCAUUGAUUGUUCGCAUAUUUACGGAGCAGAUUUUACUGCCGCCAAGGUCAUAGAAUUGUUAACCAUAGACUUUUCACGGAGAGGACAGUUGUUAUUUUUUUACAACCUGAAACCAAGCUUGGUCACUGUUUUUGAAGGAGUUCGUCCAAAAGACUUCAACAUACGAUUAUUCUACGAGAGUCAAGAUAUCGAUCAACUGUUGAACAAACACAUGAUAGUAAACAGCACUCCAGAUGAUUGAGAUUUAUCUGAAUAACUUCAAUAUAAGAUCGUUUUGUACAUUGCAUAUCGAUACAGACAUUUUGAUUGAUAAUUAUUUAAAACAAAAUAAAAGUAUUUUGUUAUGUUAAAUAUAAUAUAUUAAUAUAAUGUA
This is a messenger RNA of Acyrthosiphon pisum (pea aphid), 1676 nucleotides long. RefSeq names its product sodium-independent sulfate anion transporter. The coding region runs from base 36 to 1544 and encodes 502 amino acids. Gene Ontology annotation, cellular component: membrane. The transcript is spliced from 9 exons. Lineage: Eukaryota; Metazoa; Arthropoda; Insecta; Hemiptera; Aphididae. The record is from RefSeq and is a predicted model, not a curated record. Gene Ontology annotation, biological process: transmembrane transport.